UGCUCUUACGCCUCCUUUGAGUGUGUGUGUGCAUUUUCUUGUUGGAGCGCUGAUUGAUUCUUCGUCCUCAAUAUGCGGUUUCAACUUCGCGCGGCGCUGAUUGCGGCGCUGGGUCUUGCGUCGUCGGCGGAUGCGCUCAAGAUUCUCAUGGGCAAUGACGACGGGUUUGGCAGUGGGAAUCUGAGAGAGCUGUACAAGUUACUCGUUGGCGCGGGUCAUGAAGUACUCAUCGUUGCGCCCGCUCAGCAGCAGUCUGGCAAGGGUACUACGGUCAUUUGGUCAGAAUCAGCAAACCUGACCAAGCCGUCUCAGUACGACAUUGUACCGGCGGGUUCGCCGUCUGUUGGCCGCGAUCCUUCGGACAAAAACAUAUGGUACUACGACGGCACACCUGCAGCGUGUACCUUCGUGGCGCUCGACUAUGUGCUUCCCCGGUAUUACCCCGAGUGGAAGCAGACGGCGGAUCUGUUCAUUGCCGGGCCGAACUACGGUACCAACCUCGGCCCCUUCGUCAUGGCAUUGAGUGGCACUGUGGGUGCGACUUUUGCAGCUAUCUCGCGUUCAAUUCCUGGAAUUGCGACUAGCGCGAGCAACAAGGCUGUGCCUUACUUCAACGUGACGGGCCCCUCACAUCCCGCUGCCGUUGCGGCCAAGGUCACAUUCGAAGUUGUGAACGAGUUCAUCAAGAACACCCCGAAAGACCAGAAAGUGCUUCCUCUUGGCUACGGCGUCAACGUUAACAUUCCUGAUCUUGUCAAUGGCACCAUGCCUCCGGUUGUCAAGACCAGGCUGACGGGCAACGCAAACACUGAUGUCGCCGUGUACGACGAGACGACCGGGCUGUUCGACUGGGACAAUGUUGAUCCUCUGGCCGCCGGUAUCAACGCUCAGUACAAUGGCGAUACCAGUCUCCCCGACGAGACUUGGGCUGUUGCUGGUGGUGCCAUUGCCGUCAGCGCAUUCACCAUGGACUGGUCUGCGCCAGACAUUGGAUACACGGAUGCCGUUUAUGCAAAGGUCGACGGCUUGCUGAGCGAGAGCUCAACCGUCAACAAGUCUGGGUACAGCAAGAGGAUGGUCGAGGAGCGCAUGCGCAAGAGGGGCGUUAUGCUGACCGGACGAGACGGUGGCGCAUAGACGAAGACAACGACGAACACGUUGUUCCUACGUACAUUACGAAAAAGCAAGAUACCUUAUAUAACGCUACAUUAAUUCUACGAACAGCAAUCUUUCCGAGUUGCGAGCGGAAGACCCACACAAGUCUGUCGCCU
This is a messenger RNA of Exserohilum turcica Et28A, 1271 nucleotides long. RefSeq lists its product as uncharacterized. The transcript has 2 exons. The record is from RefSeq and is a predicted model, not a curated record. Gene Ontology annotation, molecular function: nucleotidase activity. Lineage: Eukaryota; Fungi; Ascomycota; Dothideomycetes; Pleosporales; Pleosporaceae. The coding region runs from base 73 to 1137 and encodes 354 amino acids.